GACAAUUACUUAUUACAGAGAAAAUCAUCGGCAGUUAUAGUUCCAAUUCCUCAUGUUAACACAAUGAUAAUAGUCCGAUCAACAGCUAAAUACCUGGUAAAACCUGCAAAAAAAAAACACCUCCUCUCUCUUCCGUUCUCUUUGUUUCAACUUCCAAUUGAAGCGCAAUUUACGUCAUCUGGUAUUUCUAUCCUCCAUAGAAACCGCUUUUGAGUUUGUAUUUUGUGAUCAAUAUGGAGAAAACGACAUGGCCUAUACUAAAAUCUUGCAAGCAUCAGUGUUCUGAAGCAAAAGGCUGUGAGUUCAUUGAUACGAAUGAUCGAUUGAGUCAGUUGCCACUUGAUGUUUUGAUGGCAAUCAUGUCCCUUUUAACAAUGAAGGAAGCUGGAAUUAGUGUUCUUUCACGCACAUGGUAUUACUUGUGGCGAUGUUUACCUGUCUUGUUCUUCAAAGUUGAUCCUUCUACAAUUGAAAAUGAUAAACUCCUACUUACCCAACAAAGAUCAGGUUUUACAGGUUGGGUUAACAGUGUCGUGGGAGCCCAUCUUGGUCCUGUUAUUGAUGAGCUAAGGGUGAUUUUUGACUUAGAUGUCAAAUUAGAAUCUGAUAUCGAUAAAUGGGUGGUUUUUGCAUUAUCAAAACAAGUCAAACACCUUGAAUUGGACUUCACACCAUUCUACAACAGAAGUAUUUCCUUGAUUGAUUGCUAUACUUGGCCCCUUGAAUGUCGUAUGUCAUCUCUUGCUCUGCAUGCUAAUAUGGCUUUCUUAAGAUCUUUGUGUCUUAAAUAUGUCAAUAUAACUGGAAAAGACAUUGAGUGUCUUCUGUGUGUGUGUUAUGCCCUGGAGGAUCUUUGCAUUGUUAAUGGGUCAAUCUAUUUAACACAUAUAAAUCUUCCGGAUUUAUCCCUACAAUUGAAGCAUUUAGAGGUAUCAAAUUGUCCCCGUUUGAUGUGCAUUGACAUUAGGGCCCCAAAACUUGUGUCAUUUACUCUUCAUGGGCGGCCUAUAGACCUCCAUAUUAGAGGUUCGUCGUUGCUUUCUAAGGUAUCAAUCGGUAAUGGUGAGUUUCAGGGAGAGAUUGUGGACCAUGCUCUUAGCUCCCUUUCAACGUGCUUCUCGAAUGUUAAGUUCAUGAGUUGGGACUUGCUGUUGGAUCCCCAAUUUGGUGGCAACCUUGUCAAGGUGAAUAUGGGGAUCAAUAACCCACCUUGCAUGACAAACCUCAAACAUAUGGAAUUCCAUGUUACAGCAAGGGGUAAUGAAAGCCUACUUGGAUGGGCUGAUUUUAUUGAGGCAUCUCCAUUCCUGGAGAAACUCACUAUGCAGUUCUCGUUAUCAUAUUACAUGAGUACUGACUAUAGGAGAGAUAUAGUUAAACGAAAAGGGCGUCCUCUAAAAAGCUUGAAGACAUUGGAGCACAUUGGCUCUCUGGGAUUACCAAUUGACAUUGAGUUUGCUACCUAUGUAGUUGAGAAUUCCAUCAUGCUGAAAGAUGUAUUUUUUUCAAAAUUAUGGGUGCCUGAAAGAGCUAGAAAAUCUACAAAAAGGCGUAUUAAGGAGUUUAAAAAUACUUUGCCCCAAGGAAUCACCUACAAUGGCUUCCGGACAAAGUUGAUUACCCAGUCCCCAUAGAUAAAUUAAAAUUCCUAUGAUUUGCAA
Chenopodium quinoa (quinoa) is the source of this 1661-nucleotide messenger RNA. Its product is annotated as putative FBD-associated F-box protein At5g38570. Lineage: Eukaryota; Viridiplantae; Streptophyta; Magnoliopsida; Caryophyllales; Amaranthaceae. The record is from RefSeq and is a predicted model, not a curated record. Gene Ontology annotation, molecular function: protein binding.